Messenger RNA from Durusdinium trenchii, 600 nucleotides. The record is from the annotation of a GenBank genome assembly. NCBI's taxonomy places the organism in Eukaryota, Dinophyceae, Suessiales, Symbiodiniaceae.
GUCUCCCAUGAUCCUACCGGGUGCGUGGCCGGGGCAUGUGCCGGCGCUCUACCAGCAGCCCUUCGGCUAUGCACAGCAGCCAGUGGUCUACCAGCCGCAGGUGCAGAGUCCAAUGGUGCUGUCAGGGCCCGAGAGUAUGUGAUGGCUCCAGUGCCUGCGCCUAUCCUGCCCACAAGCAGCUAUUUGACGCCAGGCGGUGUUGAUAUGCAGAAUCCCUUCGCGUAUCAAAGCGGCAUGCCGGUCAUGGCCACCAGUGGCUCUUUUGUGGCGCCGGUGGGGACUACGUCUGCUCCGCCGCCCAUCGGUCUGCCCACCGGUCCGGCGCCGACCGCGCCCGCGCCGUCCACGGCGCCCGCGCCGCUGCCGAGCGCGGGGUCCUUCGUGCCGCCGCCCACGGGGCCAUAUGUGCCACCGCCCUUGCACCCAAGUACUGGUUCCUUUGUGCCGCAGCACUACAUGCCGUAUGCGCCCAUGACCAGCACGGGAUCCUUUGUCCCACCCUUGGUGCCCAGUGGAUCCUUUGUGCCCAUGCCCACGAGCCAUAGCUCCUCGGUUUUCCCACGUCGGGCUCCUUCGUGGCGCCCGCGGGUCCCGGCGUGA